UAGUGAAUGCAGGGUCCGGGGAGACCGGAUAUAGUGAAUGCGGGGUCCUGGGAGACCGGAUAUAGUGAAUGGGGGGUCCGGGGGGAGACCGGAUAUAGUGAAUGCAGGGUCCGGGGAGACCGGAUAUAGUGAAUGCGGGGUCCGGGGAGACCAGAUAUAGUGAAUGGGGGGUCCCGGGGAGACCGGAUAUAGUGAAUGCAGGGUCCGGGGAGACCGGAUAUAGUGAAUGCGGGGUCCGGGGAGACCGGGGAGAGCGGAUAUAGUGAAUGCAGGGUCCGGGGAGACCGGAUAUAGUGAAUGGGGGGUCCGGGGAGAGCGGAUAUAGUGAAUGCAGGGUCCGGGGAGAGCGGAUAUAGUGAAUGCAGGGUCCGGGGAGAGCGGAUAUAGUGAAUGCGGGGUCCGG
Molecule: messenger RNA, 403 nt
Organism: Staurois parvus
Lineage: Eukaryota; Metazoa; Chordata; Amphibia; Anura; Ranidae
Source: the annotation of a GenBank genome assembly